This is a messenger RNA of Macrosiphum euphorbiae (potato aphid), 423 nucleotides long. NCBI's taxonomy places the organism in Eukaryota, Metazoa, Arthropoda, Insecta, Hemiptera, Aphididae. The record is from the annotation of a GenBank genome assembly.
AUGACGACACAAUCAAAUAAAAAAUAUCAAGAGUUGGAAGUCGGAACAACUGUUCGUAUUUCCGUUCCUGACGUUGAUAGAGCCCGUGGAUCCCCACGCAAUUUAUUAGCAGUUAUUGCUAAUGUUGAAAACGGCUUUUAUAAAUUAUGUACCGAAAAUGGUUUUCUUAAACACAAGUAUACGAGAUCUCAACUUGUGCCAUGCAAAGAAAUGUUGCUUGAUCUCAAAACUCUGGUUGAAUCAUCUAAAGAAAAAGCGAUAACACUUCGAGAAGCAGCAGGAUGUAGUAGUCUUAUGGGCACACAAGGCUAUCAAAGAUGUCACUGUAAAAUGAAGUGUAAAACAAAUAAAUGCACCUGUCGAUUAGUAGGAAAAUUAUGCAAUUCAAAAUGUCACAGUUCAUUGUCAUGUGAAAAUAAAUAA